AUGGGUGCAGCAAAACCACCAUGGCACAUGUAAACCUAUGUAACAAAUCUGCACAUUCUACACAUGCAUCCCAGAACUUAAAUUAAAAAAAAAAAAAAAAAUGGUUGGUGUCAUGGUGGCCAGUGAGUUGGUAGGAGGGGUCCAUGGAACUGCGGAAAGUCACUAAAACAGAGGUAGAACUGGCCCAAUCUGGACAGCGGGAAUUCGUGGGAAUGAGCAAAAGACCCUGCAUGGAUGACUGCCUCACUAGAGGAGAGCCCCUGGUAAAGUCCCAGGCCAGACUUUCAAGGAUACUUGGUUGGAUCGUCGGAUGGUGCUAAAAGUUUUUUUCCCAUGUGGACCAGGUCAUUUGCUAAACUCGCUGUGAUGGCGUCCUGGUUUGGGGGCCUCAGCUCCAGAUGGGGCCAGUCUCUGGGUCAAGUCAGGGGGAGCCUGGCUUCCCUUGGUGGCCAGAUUUCAAACUUUACAAAGGUUAUGCUGAUGGAGGAAGUGGAAGGAUAAUUACCUGAUUUUAACAAAGAAAUUGAAGUCAUUCAUAAAAUCUUGAGGUCAGAGAACGAAAGUCCUAAGAAACUUUGUACUGAUCUACAAGAGAAAAAUAAAGCAUCACAACUUCAAACGAAACAGCAAUCUACAGGUCACCAAAAUCAACUUCAACAAAAAGAGGUGGAAAUCCACCAUCGUAAAGCCAGACAGACUGCGCUCCAGGAAGAGUUGCUGAAACUGCAGUCAGGUGCUCAGUCAGUACCUUCAGGAGCUGGCAGUAUACCAGCAACCACUGCAUCUUCAUUCGUUGAUGGGAUUAGUCAUUAUCCUUCACCUUUCCAUGACAAUGACACAGGUUUUCAUGAUACAAUUUCAUCCCAACGAGAAAUAAACAGACUCUCAAAUGAAGUUUCAAGACUUGAGUGUGAAGUUGUCUACUGGAGAGAUAUUGUGGAGACUCUAAAAGUGGAAAAAGUGGAGAUAGAGGCAGAAUUGCAUCAGGCUGAAAAGAGGCGGUUGGAAGAAGCAUACAAGCAUGAGAAAAUCAUUGAAGAACUGUCAAAUGCAUGUACCUUGAAUACCUCUGCCUUGCAGACAGAACAUGAGCAUUUAAUAACUCAAAACGAGUAUUGGACAAAUGGAUGCUGAUCAUAACCAAACUAAGGACAUUUUGUCAUCUAGUCUAGAAGAGCAGAAGCAAUUGAUACGACUUUUAACCGAGAAAGAAAUUUUUAUUGAAAAACUUCAAGAAAGAAGUUCAAAGCUAUAGGAGGAACUGGAUAAAUAUUCUCAGGCCUUAAGAAAACAUGAAAUUUCUAGACAGACCAUACAGAAAAAGGACAGAAGUCUUGGAUCCAUGAAAGAAGAAAAUAAUCACCUGCAAGAAGAACUGCAAUGACUCAGGGAACAGCAGAGUCAAACUGCACCUGUGGCUGACCCGAAAACCCCUGAUAAUGGUACUGAAUAGAAUCCGAGGUAUCUCAACUGAACAUGAUCAAGGAUCAUCUUAAAGAGGACACUGAACACCAUCCAAAGAUAACUGAGGAUCAAAACCAGAGUAAGAUGCAACUAUUUCAGUCUUUACAAGAGCAGAAGGAGGACAUGGAUGAGUUGAGACACCAGCAUGAGCAAAUGAACGCCACACACACCCAGCUCUGUUUAGAGAACGAUGAGGAAAUUCAGUGUUUACAAAAAACAAUCGAACCAAUCAAAACUCAGUCUCAUGAAGAAAAGCAGGAGACUCAAACAGAUAACUCUGAUGUUUUUCAAGAAACCAAAGUUCGGAGCCUUAAUAUAGAAAAUGGAAGUGAAAAGCAUGAUAGAUCUCAAGCUGAAACAGAAAGAUUAGUGAAAGGAAUCAAAGAGCGGGAACUGGAGAUUAAACUUCUAAAUGAAAAGGAUAUAGCUUUAACUAAACCGACUGAUCAGUUGUCCAAAGAUGAAGCUGGUCAACCAACUCAGAUUAUUCAGCAGAGAUUUGGAGACACAAGUUCUUCAUGCUAGAAUGUCAUCAACUUCCUAUACUCAAGAUGUUGUUUACCUUCAAUAGCAACUUCAGGCCUAUGCUAUGGAGAGAGAACAGCUAUUCGCUGUUUUGAAUGAGAAGACUAGGGAAAAUAGCCAACUAAAAACAGAAUAUCACAAAAUGAUGGACACAGUUGCUGCCAAAGAAGCAGCUCUCAUCAAACUGCAAGAUGAAAAUAAAACAUUGUCCACAAGAUUUGAAAGCAAUGACCAAGACAUGUUUAGAGAAACUCUUCAGAAUUUAUCACAUGUCAUUCGAGAGAAAGACAUUGAAUCAGAUAUACUAAGCCGGAAAUGUCAGACUUUAUUGGCAGUUUUACGCACAUCCAGCGCCGGUAAUGAGGUUGGAGGUGUUAACAGUCAUCAAUUUGAGGAGCUCUUAAAGGAACGUGACAAGUUAAAAUAGCAAGUGAAGAAAAUGGAGGAGUGGAAACAGCAGGUGAUGACCACAUUACAAAACAUGCAACAUGAGUCCGCCCAGCUUCAGGAAGAACUUCACCUACUUCAGGUACAAGUUUUGGUUGACAGUGAUAAUAAUUCUAAAUUACAAGUGGACUAUACUGGCCUGAUCCAAAGUUAUGAGCAGAACGAAACCAAACUCAAAAAUUUGGGGCAGGAAUUAGCACAAGUUCAGCACAGCAUUGAGCAGCUUUGCAAUGCCAACGAUCUUUUAGGAAAACUUGCUAUUAUUUCACCCCGGCUGUCUUCAGUAUCAUUGCUGACUCCCCAGUCAGCAGAGUCUCUUAGAACAAGUGAGUCUGAUGUACUGAAUGAAUCUUCUGAAUUACCACAGCAAGAGCUAGGAGAGCUCAGAAAAUCACUACAGGAAAAAGAUGCAACGAUUAGAACUCUCCAGAAAAAUAAUCACAGAUUGUCUGAUUCACUUGCUGCCACCUCAGAGCUAGAAAGA
Molecule: messenger RNA, 2920 nt
Organism: Cebus imitator (Panamanian white-faced capuchin)
Lineage: Eukaryota; Metazoa; Chordata; Mammalia; Primates; Cebidae
Product: thyroid receptor-interacting protein 11-like
Biological process (GO): Golgi organization; endoplasmic reticulum to Golgi vesicle-mediated transport
Cellular component (GO): Golgi apparatus
Molecular function (GO): small GTPase binding
Source: RefSeq, a predicted model, not a curated record